Messenger RNA from Phlebotomus argentipes, 1836 nucleotides. RefSeq lists its product as uncharacterized. Lineage: Eukaryota; Metazoa; Arthropoda; Insecta; Diptera; Psychodidae. The record is from RefSeq and is a predicted model, not a curated record. The transcript is spliced from 3 exons.
AUGCGGCUUCCCUUAGCGUUUUGGACAGUUAUCCUAAUUAGAAUAUCACAGAUUUUGGCCGGCGAUGAUGUCGAAGUGGUGAAGGCGGUUUCGCCAGAUGAAGCACCAGAACGAUCAGAUGACCCAGAUCAGGUGGCUCUGGAGACGGUGGACCAGGAGGGAGCACCCACACUUCACUUCUCGCACGGACCGCCGCCGCCCGGACCAAGUAAGACGCUCAGUAGGCAAUAAGGCUCCUUUUCACCACUCAAAUCCUUUCCAGGUGUGCCCAAACUGGCGUCUCUAGGACUCGGACAGCCCUUCGGACCGCCGCCGCCACCGCAAUUGGCCUACCACGGACCGCCGCCACCAUUGCCGAAUCACGCCCACGAUCUGGGGCAGGACAAGCUGUUUGCCCUGCCGCCAGUCAGCAAUGAUCUCUGGUCUGCGCCAGUGCCGGACAUGCCGAAGAUCGUCUCGUUGGAUGUGAAGUGCGAGAAGGGCGGCAUGAAAGUGUUCCUGCAGUUCGACAAACCCUUCUUCGGCAUCGUCUUCUCCAAGGGACACUACAGCAACAUCAACUGCGUCCACUUACCGGCGGGCCUGGGCAGGAGUUCGGCCACCUUCGACAUUGGCAUCCACGCGUGUGGAACGUCGGGAAACACCGAGAAUGGAUUGUACGGCUACGGCACGGAAUCGGGGUCGGGCACGUAUUUUGAGAACAUAAUCGUGAUUCAGUACGAUCCUCAGGUGCAGGAGGUGUGGGAUCAGGCCAGAAAGCUGCGGUGCACGUGGCAUGAUCAGUACGAGAAGAGCGUGACCUUCAGGCCUUUCCCCGUGGAUAUGCUGGACGUGGUAAGGGCGGACUUUGCCGGGGACAAUGUUGGGUGCUGGAUGCAGAUUCAGGUCGGCAAGGGUCCGUGGGCCUCAGAGGUCUCGGGUCUGGUGAAGAUCGGACAGACAAUGACGAUGGUGCUGGCGAUUAAGGAUGAUGACAGCAAAUUCGACAUGUUGGUAAGAAAUUGCAUGGCUCACGAUGGCAAGAGAGCGCCCAUUCAGCUGGUGGAUCAGCGCGGAUGCGUCACGAGGCCUAAAUUGAUGUCCAGAUUCACGAAGAUCAAGAACUUCGGAGCGUCCGCUUCCGUUCUCUCUUAUGCUCACUUCCAAGCCUUCAAGUUCCCCGACUCGAUGGAGGUUCACUUCCAGUGCACCAUUCAGAUUUGUCGCUACCAGUGCCCCGAACAGUGCUCAGAUCCUCUCCUCGAUGUCCACCACCUGUCCGCUGGGCCUGAACAUCAGUACGGUCCUCCGCCACCGCUGCCACUCGACGCCUUCCUCCACGCCGCCCGGAAGCGCGAUGACCGUCGCGUGGGCAGAAUCACGCGUUCCACAGACCCGGAGAAGGAGGUGGGCCUCAAUCGCAUCAUCAGAGUGGUGUCCUCCGGCGACCUCACCUUCCCGAUCGACAGUCAGGCCAAUGCCACGCAGCAAGAGACCAUGGUGUUCCCCGCCCGCGACGACGGCCUGAUUUGCAUGACGACACCCGGCUUCGCCGCCACGCUCGUGGUGCUGCUGGGCAUCCUCAUUGUCUCCUGCCUCAUGUCCGCCUUCCUGUGCGUCCGCCUCAGGCCUUUCUCCCUGGCGGCCGAGAAGGCGCGCACGGUGGCCUUUACCAAUCCCAACAUGACCGUCGUGGGCACCAUCCAGCGAAGAUUGCCUCAGAAUGUACGUCAAACAUCUUCAGUUCGAGAGGUAUUUGGGAACGGGAAGCAGCAAGUACUGGAAGUAUCACGUCUGCUGCCCAAUUUGCCGCCAAAAAUCAUUCUGUAUGAUUCUGGAAAUGCCGCGCAUCCUUAA